Messenger RNA from Geodia barretti, 285 nucleotides. Lineage: Eukaryota; Metazoa; Porifera; Demospongiae; Tetractinellida; Geodiidae. The record is from the annotation of a GenBank genome assembly.
AUGGCGAUGCAAGAACCUCUCGUAGUGAGCGCGCGAACCGUCGAAGAGGCAAUCGAUCUGGCGCUGAAGGAGCUCGACGUCGACCGAGACGCGGCCGAGGUCGAAGUACUAAGUAGGGGCAAGGCUGGUUUUCUUGGCAUCGGCGCAGAACUGGCGCGCGUGCGAGUUACCCUCGAGAGCAACGCACGCACCGUGCCUCUGAAGUCGGAGACUGGGAGCAGACCCCGGCGCCUUGCGACCGCGGCCGUUGGCCAAAUCCUGCUGGAGUCGGCGGGAGUCACGUAA